CACGAAAUCUGUACAUGCCACACGGAAACAAAUUGCUUGUUUGAUCUUGGUGGUCUUGGCUUUUAGCCCUAUAAGACCCAUACGCCAAGUUUGUCUCAGUCCCUUUGGAAUCAUUUCACAAAGCUGCGCUCUUAUCGUUUUUGCUGUUUUAUAGCCCUGCGCAGGGGUUUUGCGCAUGCCCAAAGCCAUGCUGACACAACCUUUUCUGGCGUUGAAGGCUUCGCUGCGCCUGGUAUUUCGAGCAUUCUAUUUGCGCAGGAAAGCCACUAUUGCUGUGGUUACCCUUACUUUGCUUUGGCUUUUCUUAUCUUCAUGUCGGAGACCGCCAUUGAUUGACCCUGAGUUCGGCCUUGUGAGAAACACUACAUCGGAGUCGAAAUAUGCAAUCGCCACGUUCCUCACAGGGGGAAAUAAAAAAUCACUCAACGCCAAGGAUUUGGACUCAAACCCUUACAACAUUGCCACACGUGUUCUUGCAUACCAACUUCUGCACGCUGAGGAGACGCGCUGCAACGCUUCUGUCGACUUUGUCGUUCUGGUCACGCCAAACGUGCCCAAGUACACCAGAGAUCAGCUGACCGCAGAUGGUGCUGUGGUGGUUGAAGCAAAAGAUAUUCCUCUCAGUUGGUGGGUCAGCACUGGCGUCACAAGAUGGAAAGACCAAUUUCUCAAGCUGCGAUUGUUUGAGAUGACUCAGUAUGAUCGGCUAUUGUUCGUUGAUGCAGACACGUUGAUUAGAGGAAAGUUGGAUGAGAUAUUCAACGAGCUUGAAGUUCAGAGGCCUGCGCAGACGCUUUCUCAUCGCGUACGACGGGCAGACGAAGCACCGUUACCAGCGCAGUAUAUGUUCGCCGCGAGAUCUGACAACCAAUUCACUGGCGAACGUCGCCAUCCAUUUCCGCCAUUGAACACUGAAGUCUUCAGCGCCGGCUUUUGGAUAGCAGCACCUUCUCAAGAGCUAUUUGACUAUUUUCUGUCAAUUUUGAAACAUUAUCGCCGCUUUGAUCCCCAUACUAUGGAGCAGAGCCUCCUCAACUACGCCUUCCGACGAGACGGCCCGAUGCCUUGGAGAGAGAUGCAUUACAAAUGGAGCGCCACUUGGCCAAAUUCUGGAGAUGUUGAAGGGCACGUGGUAACACUGCACGAAAAAUUCUGGAAAACUGGGCCACAAGAUCUGCGGAAGUUGUGGCGAGAACAAAAGGGGAAUAUGCAGCGCUACUUUUCGAAGCACGGCAAUUGAUUGUUCAGUUUAAGUAGAGGGAAAGGAAUGUGCGACGAAAUCAAGCUGUUUGCUAGGCAGGCAGUUAUUUUGCACCAAUCACCGAACAUGCUGCCACCGCUAGCAUCGCUUUUGCGACGGUUAAUCCACUUCAAGCUGGAUACGACUGAUGAAAGACAUUCGAUUGUGGCUCGCGACCAGGGCUGGCCGUCUCUGGCAUCUGCCUUGUGUUAUUAAAUUAUAAUGAUAAUUGCUUGGAAGGUUACGCCUGUAUUUUCAGGUCUUCUUCUGGAUUGAGAUGUGUAGUCUAGGAUACCCUUUAAAGAUGCUUGGGAUGGGGAAUGGAGCUGAAUGCUCUGGCCGCGUGCUGAUCUCGGAUGGAUCAUAUGCAUCGCAAACUGCACCGAUGGCAGCUUGGUAGUAGCCAGGAGCAAUGCUAGUAUAUUAGUUAUAGUUAUAUACCCUAUUAGAUAAUGAAAUCAUG
Messenger RNA from Pseudogymnoascus verrucosus, 1703 nucleotides. RefSeq lists its product as uncharacterized. The transcript has a single exon. Gene Ontology annotation, molecular function: glycosyltransferase activity. The coding region runs from base 176 to 1240 and encodes 354 amino acids. The record is from RefSeq and is a predicted model, not a curated record. Gene Ontology annotation, biological process: protein N-linked glycosylation. NCBI's taxonomy places the organism in Eukaryota, Fungi, Ascomycota, Leotiomycetes, Thelebolales, Thelebolaceae.